This is a messenger RNA of Solanum dulcamara, 875 nucleotides long. Its product is annotated as ADP-ribosylation factor 2-B-like. Gene Ontology annotation, cellular component: cytoplasm. Bases 54 to 599 code for a protein of 181 amino acids. Lineage: Eukaryota; Viridiplantae; Streptophyta; Magnoliopsida; Solanales; Solanaceae. The transcript has 6 exons. Gene Ontology annotation, biological process: vesicle-mediated transport; intracellular protein transport. The record is from RefSeq and is a predicted model, not a curated record. Gene Ontology annotation, molecular function: GTP binding; GTPase activity.
UAAGCUAUUAGGGAAGUGCAAUAAACUAAGUCAAGGUAGUUCAUUGUAGAGCAAUGGGUAUUUCAAUCUCCAAGUUUGUAAAAAUGUUAUUCGCAAAGAAAGAAAUGAGAAUAUUGAUGGUAGGACUCGAUGCAGCUGGCAAAACAACCAUCUUGUACAAGUUAAAACUUGGCGAAAUUGUCACUACCAUACCUACCAUUGGAUUUAACGUGGAGACAGUGGAAUACAAGAAUUCCAGCUUCACGGUAUGGGAUGUGGGUGGACAAGAUAAGAUCCGGCCUCUAUGGAGACACUAUUUUCAGAACACACAGGGUCUAAUAUUUGUGGUAGAUAGUAAUGAUCGUGAUCGAAUUUCAGAAGCCAGAGAUGAGCUACAUCGCAUGCUUAACGAGGAAGAAUUACGAGGCGCCACAAUUCUUGUAUUCGCGAAUAAACAAGACCUUCCAAAUGCUAUGAAUGUUGCAGAUAUCACUGAUAAACUUGGCCUGCAUUCACUCCGUCAACGACGCUGGUAUGUCCAGAGUGCUUGUGCAACAUCUGGCCAGGGGCUUUAUGAAGGUCUUGAUUGGUUAUCACAUAAUAUCACCGGCAAGGCAUAAAUUCAGAGCAGCAUCCAGCACAAGAAAAUCCUGUUCUUUAAACCCAAACGCGUUGAUUUUAAUAGAAGCUGUGGCUAUACGUAUAUUCUGAUGCAGCAUUUCAUUAUCGUAAACGAUACUAUUGAAUUCCACGAUUUUUGCCUAUCUGUGUAUGAUUGAAUUUCAUAAUUUAUGAAUGUGGUUGAAAUAUUUAAGUCACUGGACAUUCCUAACGUGGACUAUAUAGGGUAAAUUCAAUAUGAUAUAAACACUCGUCGGUAUUCAUGUCUUCCUUCA